AUGCUUGCAUACUUCAUUUCGCUCUUGUUGCUACUGUGUGCCUUUGCAGCUCCUAACAUGGAGGAGUUGGAGGGCACAUGGACAUCGAAAUCCAAUACUGUUUUCACCGGUCCUGGCUUGUAUGAUCCAGUUGAUGAACUUUUGAUCGAGCCUGCGUUACCUGGAAUCUCGUACUCCUUCACGAAAGACGGUCACUAUGAGGAGGCCUUGUACAGAAUCAAAUCCAACCCACAAAACCACUCUUGCCCCAUCGCCAGUCUCACAUUCCAACACGGGACAUACGAGAUCUUGAGCAACGGCAGUGUUGUGCUUACUCCUAUUGCUGUGGAUGGCAGACAGUUGUUGAGUGACCCAUGCGGUUACAGUGCAGAAAAGGCCAAGUACGUCAGAUAUGUCCAGCCAACGUGGUUUGAGAAGUACCAGGUGUCUAUCAACUCCUACCACGGCAGAUACAUGUUGCAAAUCUACCAGUUUGAUGGAUCUCCUAUGCAGCCUUUGUAUUUGGCAUACAAGCCUCCUAUGAUGUUGCCUACUACUGCUUUGAACCCUACCGACAAGGCCUCGGAAACGUCUUCUUCCUUAUCGCGGAAAGUUAAGCGGUCUUUGGAGAAUCAGUACAGAACGAACGCGGUCAAGAAGUUUUCAAGCGAAAAGUUUGACAAGUUUUGGUGGAUGUCUGUGGGUGUUUUGGGUGUUGGUUCUGCUGCAUGGUUUCUCCGCUAG
Messenger RNA from Clavispora lusitaniae ATCC 42720, 723 nucleotides. RefSeq names its product Rot1p (gene ROT1). Gene Ontology annotation, biological process: budding cell apical bud growth; 'de novo' protein folding. Lineage: Eukaryota; Fungi; Ascomycota; Pichiomycetes; Serinales; Metschnikowiaceae. Gene Ontology annotation, cellular component: endoplasmic reticulum membrane; endoplasmic reticulum. The record is from RefSeq and is a predicted model, not a curated record.